AGUGUAGUAUACAUGAUUGAUUCGAAUCAAGGCUAUUCCCAACACUGCACCCUUCAUCUGCUUCUACGUCGUUUAUACAUUCUAAAUUGUAAGGCUAUCUUUCAGUUCAGAAUCUUCUCCGUUCGAUGAAUAACAAUUUUUCUAAGUAUUCUAUUCAAUAUCACAAACCUCAAUUCCAAGAAACCCUUUACCUCCUCCUUCCCCCGCGCUGCUAAAUCACGAUGAGGCCGCCUACGGAAAAUCAACACACGAUAAAGCUUCCUACGACACCAAAAGUCGCUCUCGAGACUGUGAAAGCUCGUGAGGUAGUUCAUGAAUGGAUCACGGCCUUAUCGAAGCAAUUGAAAAAUGGCCAAGCCUCCGAGCUCUCCGAGCUCUUUCAUGAAGACUCCUGGUGGCGAGAUAUGCUUGGUCUAGACUGGGAAUUCCAUACCAUUCAGGGACUUCAGCACAUCCAGGAGUUUGUCUCUCAGAAUCAACCACGCGUACAGCUGUCCAACCUUCGCCUUCCAGACGAAGGUAAAUCGCAAGCAAUAGUGGAGAGCCCGGUUGAAGGAUUGACGUGGAUUUCUUCAAUGUUUUUCUUCGACACUUCCAUUGGUAGUGGAUGUGGAGUAAUAUACCUAACUCAAGAAGUGGAAAAUGGGAAGUGGAAGGCAUAUUCUGUUUAUACUUCUCUGCAGGAACUUCGGGGGCGUGAGGAAACGCUUGGAUUGAAACGACCGGAAGGGACAAUUGAGUCAAUGCCAGGGGGACAUUCCAGAGGUAACUGGAUUGAGCGUCGUCAGAAACAGAUUGAAUUCGAGGAAGAGGAACCUACGGUUCUCAUCGUUGGGGCUGGUCAGUCUGGUCUCAAUCUUGGGGCUCGACUUCAAGCUUUGAAUCUAUCCUGUUUGGUUGUGGACAAGAACGAACGAGUGGGUGACAAUUGGAGAAAACGUUACCGCACUCUAAUUACACAUGAUCAUGCAGAAACAUGUCACAUGUCCUACCUCCCAUUUCCUAAGAAUUGGCCCAAGUACUCUUCAAAGGACAAACUGGCCGACUGGUUUGAAGCUUAUGCUUCAAUAAUGGAGCUAAACGUUUGGCUAAAGACCGAGAUUAAAGUUGCUGACUAUGAUGAGACUAAGAAGCGAUGGUCUGUCAUCCUUGUUCGAGAUGGAGUGGAGCGACAAGUCCAUCCACGGCAUAUUGCUUGGUGCGCAGGGCAUCUUGGAUUACCAAAAAUACCCAAUUUUCCUGGCGAAGAGAAAUUCAAAGGCACAAUCUACCAUGGCAGCCAACACUACGAUGCGGGACAACAUAGCCCUAAAGGAAAGAAAGUGAUAAUCGUCGGUACCGGCAAUAGCGGACAUGAUAUUGCUCAGGAUUUCUAUACACAUGGGGCUCACGUUACGAUGCUACAACGAGGUGGAACAUACGUUUUGACGGAGCAAAAGGGCUUGCCUUUACUCCCGGAAAAUAUGAACAUUGAGAAUAAUCAAACUUGUAUCGAAGAUGCGGAUGUUAUGUCUGAGAGUUUGCCGUGGCCAGUCACCUUGGCGCUGUGUGUUGAUCUAACGAGAAGGAUCACGGCCGCCGACAAAGAAACACUGGAUGGGCUUGAGAAAGCAGGAUUCAAGUUGGAAUUCGGUCACGAUGGCGCUGGUAUUUUACGCCUCAUUGUUGCUAGAGGAGGAGGCUACUACAUCGAUUUUGGUACCAGUCAACUCAUUAUUGAUGGUAAAAUAAAGGUAAAGAAUUGUCCAGAGGGUAUCGCUGGUUUUGAUGAGCAUAAUAUACUCUUAAAUGAUGGAAGCCAUCUGGAAGCGGAUGUGGUUGUACUUGCCACUGGUUAUGACAACAUGCGAGAGUCAGUGAGAAAGGUUCUUGGUGAUCAUCUCGCAGAUCAGUGUAAAGAUGUAUGGGGUCUAGAUGAAGAGGGUGAAAUCAAGACGAUAUGGAGGCCAAGCGGGCAUCCUGGAUUCUGGUUCAUGGGAGGAAGUCUAUCUCUUUGUCGGAUUUACUCAAAAUUUGUGGCCCUACAGAUUGCAGCCACCGAAAUAGGUCUGAGAUCGUAACGACUCACUAGAAUUCAUAUGAGGGAAGUAAGAUCCAUAGGUAAAGAGAACAGGAAAUGAUACAGUCGAAAUAUUACCUAUAGCAAGUAAAUACUAUUUCCUUAAAAACUGCUCGGUAUUAUGAAAAGAAUAUGGCAUAAAGCAGUUUUCAGGGAGCUUAUACACUUGUCAUGUCUAGAUUUGAAUAUAAUGGUGAAUUUUACCGAUAUUAAAAA
Molecule: messenger RNA, 2275 nt
Organism: Talaromyces proteolyticus
Lineage: Eukaryota; Fungi; Ascomycota; Eurotiomycetes; Eurotiales; Trichocomaceae
Product: flavin-containing monooxygenase
Exons: 5
Coding region: 222-2060 (612 amino acids)
Molecular function (GO): NADP binding; flavin adenine dinucleotide binding; N,N-dimethylaniline monooxygenase activity
Source: RefSeq, a predicted model, not a curated record